CCUUCUUAUGUGGGCAUCAGGGGGCGGGUAUAAGCUGGGGUCAGCAGGAAUUGAUUCCCCAAACUUCUCUCAGACACCGUUUCUUUAGCGGUGUUUUGCUGUUAGAUCUGCAUUCUGAUCGAUCCACCACACCCCGCAUACUUCAUCUCUGCGGCAUAGCACAUCAAUUCUCCGAGAAGAAUUACUAUAGAUCGCAUCUUCAUUACUUCAUACCCAAACAUACUACACACACACCAUGGCCACCAAAGACCCCAUUACAGUCACCUACCAGGACCGUCUGGCAAUCAUCACCCUCAACCGUCCUAAAAAACUCAACGCCCUCGACGCAGACCUCUACUACCUCCUCGGUGAACGUCUCCGCGAAGUCGACAAGCGGCCCGAUAUCUUCAUCACUGUCCUCACAGGUUCUGGACGAUUCUUCUCCGCCGGCGCCGACGUAACCAGCGUCCGCCCCGGCGGCGGGCUAAGCAGCCAAGCGCGCCGCGACGUCGCACGCACCUUCGUAAUCAACAACUACGACAUCACGCGCACCUUCGCGCACCACUCCAAGAUCCUCGUGGUAGCCCUCAACGGCCCCGCCGUCGGCCUCUCCGCGGCCCUAACCGCCAUGGCCGAUUUCAUCUACGCCGCGCCGCACACCUUCCUCCUGACUCCCUUCGCCUCGCUCGGCCUAGUCGCAGAAGGCGGUGCCUCGCGCGCCUUCGUCGAACGUCUGGGCAUCGCGAAAGCAAACGAAGCACUCAUCAUGAGUAAGCGGCUGACGUGCGAGGAGUUAGUGGCGGCGGGGUUCGUGAAUAAGGUGAUUGAGGCGCCGAGUGGGAGGAGUGAGGAUAGUGAGGGGUUUCUGGGGAAGGUGUUGGAGGAGGUGGAGGAGACGUUGGGGGCGCAUUUGAAUCAGGAGAGUAUGUUGAAGAUUAAGGAGUUGGUGAGACGGCCGGAACGGGAGGUUUUGGAUAAGCAGAAUGGGUUGGAGGUUUUUGCCGGGUUGGAGAGGUUUCUUAGUGGGGUGCCGCAGGAGGAGUUUAGGAGGUUGGCUGCCGGGGAAAAGAAGCAUAAGCUUUAGGGUUUGUGAUCGUGGAGGAAGUGUACAUAGAGGGAAAGGAGGGUUGAGGGUUUGUUAGGUUAAUGCCAUGGUUGAGCGGUUAUGGAGAUAUCAAGGAAUUGAAGCACCAACUUUUAUUU
Aspergillus ibericus CBS 121593 is the source of this 1182-nucleotide messenger RNA. Its product is annotated as dodecenoyl-CoA isomerase. Lineage: Eukaryota; Fungi; Ascomycota; Eurotiomycetes; Eurotiales; Aspergillaceae. Gene Ontology annotation, cellular component: peroxisomal matrix. The record is from RefSeq and is a predicted model, not a curated record. Gene Ontology annotation, biological process: fatty acid beta-oxidation. Bases 236 to 1063 code for a protein of 275 amino acids. The transcript has 2 exons.